GCUUACGCCUCGACCUUCCAUUGCCUUGUGGCCAGGGUCGAUAUGAGAUUAGCCGUCGAUGGCAACUUGAUAAGCUUGGCCUUCCCCUCCCAUCUGCAUCAUUGCAUUAGCAAACCGAAAUCCCCCGUGGCCACAAAAUGCGCGCCGAUCACUCUUCAGAGCAUCCAUCACUCUCCAUUCUCAUUCGCAUUAAGUCCGCUUCCCCGAUAGACGUACCCAUGCUUCACGCUCCCAUCCUUAUCAUCGGGGCUGGCAGCUGGGGAGCGUCCACCGCCCUUCAUUUGGCCCGACGGGGUUAUACCAAUGUCACUGUCUUAGAUGCGUAUCAUCAGCCAUCCGCCAUUUCGGCGGGCAAUGACGUGAACAAGAUAGUCUCCUUCACGGACCCUCCCGCCGAGGACGACCCCAACUUCGUCAACAAGACCUUUUUUGCCGCACUUACUAGGGGCUUUCAGCACGACCCGGUGUUCAAGCCACAUUUCCACAAUGUUGGGAACAUCACUUCAGCUUUCUCCCCGGGCGGUCUCAAGCAUAUUGGACGGCGCGACCGCGGGGGCGACAUAGUGGAGCUCAAUGACCCGGAGGACUUCCGGAAGGCAUUUCCCUCGGGUAUUUUGACGGGUCCCCUGCCAGGUUGGAAAGGAUAUUGGAAGAAGACAGGCGCUGGGUGGGUGCAUGCUCGGAAUGCACUCGUAUCAGCCAUCACCGAAGCCAAAAGGCUUGGAGUCACCUUCAUUGGAGGCGACCCCGAGGGAAGAGUUGUCCGUUUACUAUUUUCGUCCGACACUGAACCCCGGGAUAUUGUAGGGGCCGAAACAGCAGAUGGGAAGCAACACUUUACUUCCAAGGUCAUUCUAGCUGCUGGUGCAAAUGCGGACCAGUUUCUUGAUUUCAAGAAACAACUUCGGCCAACUGCCUGGACCCUGGCUCAUAUUCGCAUGUCACCAGAGGAAGCCAAGGCAUAUCGCAACCUACCGGUCCUCUUCAAUGCCGAUCAGGGCUUCUUCAUAGAACCAGAUGAAGAAAAGCACGAGCUCAAGAUCUGUGACGAACAUCCAGGAUACUGUAACUGGAUUGUUGGCUCAGAUGGCGAACGACGAAGCGUUCCCUUUGCACGUCAUCAGAUCCCCGUUGAGUCGGCUGAGCGAAUCCGCGGUCUCCUGAGAGCAACGAUGCCCCAGUUGGCGGAGAGACCUUUCUCAUUCGCCCGGAUAUGUUGGUGCGCCGACACGGUCGACCGAAACUUCCUUAUAGAUUAUCAUCCUGAUCAUCCAUCCUUACUGCUUGCAGUUGGGGCAUCCGGUCGCGGAUUCGCCCAUAUUCCCUCGAUCGGUGGUUUUAUUGCUGACCGGCUCGAAGGGAAGAUGGACCCGAGGGUUGCAGCUGCGGUUCGUUGGAGACCUGAGCAAGCUGUGAAUCGGGAUUGGGAUGAUACGCAAAACAGGUUUGGAGGAGAGUAUAGGGUGAUGGACUUUCAGAAGGUGAAGGAGUGGACAAAUAUCCAAGAGUCAUAACGGCUUGGUAGUUCCAAGAAUGAGCACUGCAUAAGUAUGACUGACACAAGGUGAUUUGUAAAGCUUUGCGUCCUCAAUCGUUCAGUAUUAUGAAAUCUAGAUUGAUGUCUUUCCUAGUGGUAGCUAUGCUGGUCAUUCGGAGAGUGUCAGAUAUAUAUUCAGCGGAUUCAACAUAGCGCUGACUUUCUCACGAGUU
Messenger RNA from Aspergillus neoniger CBS 115656, 1710 nucleotides. RefSeq names its product NAD(P)/FAD-dependent oxidoreductase. The record is from RefSeq and is a predicted model, not a curated record. Lineage: Eukaryota; Fungi; Ascomycota; Eurotiomycetes; Eurotiales; Aspergillaceae. Gene Ontology annotation, molecular function: saccharopine oxidase activity; flavin adenine dinucleotide binding; sarcosine oxidase activity. The transcript is spliced from 2 exons. The coding region runs from base 138 to 1514 and encodes 458 amino acids.